Anguilla anguilla (European eel) is the source of this 1204-nucleotide messenger RNA. Its product is annotated as C-C chemokine receptor type 5-like. Gene Ontology annotation, biological process: G protein-coupled receptor signaling pathway; immune response; chemotaxis. The coding region runs from base 57 to 1127 and encodes 356 amino acids. The record is from RefSeq and is a predicted model, not a curated record. Lineage: Eukaryota; Metazoa; Chordata; Actinopteri; Anguilliformes; Anguillidae. Gene Ontology annotation, cellular component: membrane. The transcript has 2 exons. Gene Ontology annotation, molecular function: chemokine receptor activity.
GCCAAUCACUCACAUAUCUGAGACAACCAGACCUACAGCUGAACAGGAUCUGCAACAUGGGACAAGGGGAGCCAGCGACGACGAACGAAUACAGUGACUAUUAUUCAUCAAAUAGUGAGUUCACUGAACAGUGUAACAACUCCAGUGUUCGGGAGUUUGGCCGCAUCUUCCUCCCCACCCUCUACAGUCUGGUCUUCAUCGUGGGCCUCCUGGGAAACGGACUGGUGGCUUAUGUGCUGUUGGCGUACCAGAGGAAGACCAUGACCAUGACCGAUUUGUGUCUGCUUCAGUUGGCCGUGUCUGACCUGCUCUUCAUCAUUUCUCUGCCCUUCUGGUCCCACUAUGCGGCGGCAAGAAAUUGGCCCUUUGGGGAAUUCCUGUGCAAAACUGUGACUGGUCUGUACCUGCUGGGCUUCUAUGGCAGCAUCUUCUUCAUGGUGCUGAUGAGCAUGGAUCGCUACGUGGUCAUCGUCCAUGCUGUCACCACUGCCAGACACAGAUCCAUGCGUGUGGGUAUGGCCCUGUGUGGAGUGAUCUGGCUCAUCAGUUUCUGCGCGUCUCUCCCAACCUUCUUGUUCACACAAGUGAAAAAUGAGUCCGAUUCUUUCACCUGUAAGGUAGAGUUUCCAGAGGGCAGCUCAUGGAAGCAGUUCACAUAUUUUCAAAUGAACCUGUUAGGGUUAUUGCUUCCUCUCUGUAUUAUGAUGUACUGUUACUCCAGAAUAAUCCCCACUUUAGUCAACCUCAGAUCUGUCCAAAGGCACAAAGCCAUCAGACUAAUUUUAAUUAUCAUCAUUAUGUUCUUCCUCUUCUGGACUCCAUACAAUGUCACCAUAUUCCUGCGUGCUCUGCAUACCUUAGGCUACUUCAGUGAAUGUGAUUCCAUCAGGAAUUUAGAUUUUUCCCUGCAAUGUACUGAGGCUAUUGCAUUCACUCACUGCUGUUUGAAUCCAGUAAUCUAUGCUUUGGUGGGCCAGAAGUUUCAGCGAAUGGUCAUCAAGUUGCUUCAGAAAUGGCUGUCACUUUUCUCAUGUAAUUUCUAUAAUUCUUCUACUGCAGAGUUGUAUGAGAGAAGGGGUUCAACCUUCUCUAGAUCUUCUGAGAUGACCUCUGCUCGGUUUCUGUAAGUGUAAAUCUCAUAAAAAACAAAAAUGCCAAGUUACUCAAAAGUAUUGAUAUCAAAAUGACGCCAAGUUACGAUACU